This is a messenger RNA of Dinoponera quadriceps, 4288 nucleotides long. Its product is annotated as CCR4-NOT transcription complex subunit 10-like. Gene Ontology annotation, biological process: RNA processing; negative regulation of translation; mRNA catabolic process. The transcript has 15 exons. Gene Ontology annotation, cellular component: CCR4-NOT complex; nucleus; ribonucleoprotein complex. Lineage: Eukaryota; Metazoa; Arthropoda; Insecta; Hymenoptera; Formicidae. Gene Ontology annotation, molecular function: RNA binding; protein binding. The record is from RefSeq and is a predicted model, not a curated record. Bases 93 to 3899 code for a protein of 1268 amino acids.
UGCAAGACUACAAUUACUUAGGAAUUAAAUCGUGUAAAUUUACAAUCGCACGCGUAUGAUAAGAAACGAUCGUUAUAUAUUGUCAUAUCGUUAUGAGUGAAACUGCGGAAACCCAAAUUAAGGACAGCGCGGUCUCUGUUAUAACUGAGCAGGAACGUACCUUGGCUCAGAAUGCGCUGUCAGAUUUCCAAAAAGGUUCCUACGCAUCAUGCUUGUCGCAUUUAAACAAGCUGGAAAGCCUCAGGCCUACGGAUCUCAAAGUUACGCACAACAAGGUUGUCGUGGAAUACUACAAGAGCGAUUUGAAGAAAACCGAAUUGAUGCGGAAAAGUUUGAACGCUAUAUGCGGUCAGAUAUCAACGACGGACUCCAGUGAGAUCAUCGAUGACGUGGAGAAGUGUGUGAUGAGGUAUAAUCAAGCUGUGCUGUUGUAUCAUACUAGACAAUAUAAUGCAGCGAUUCAAAUCAUGAACAGGCUCUUUGCUUUUAUAGAGCCAAUGGAAGAAACUCUAGCACACAAAGUUUGUUUGCUACUGAUCGAGUUAUAUAUAGUAACAGAGCAACCAGAUAUAGGCCUCUCAAUAUUGAAUUAUGUGGAGAGUCAGUUUGUAUCUAUUGACAAUUCUAAGAUAUCAACUGUUGACAAAGAUGGUGUGAUGAAGUCUGUGAAGGAUCAGAAAGAACAGAAGAAAGGUAUUAGUGAUACUGCGACAGAUGCGUUCAAGAUAAAACUCUUGAAAUAUAAAGCAAGAAUAUACCUUCUGACCCAUCAAUUGAAACUCUGCAAAAAAGAAUGGAAAACAUUAGUUUCACUGGGUACACCAGUGGUGAAUACAUCAACGAUUUUUUUGAAAGCUAAUCUGGAAUAUUUGCGGGGAAAUCACAGAAAGGCAAUGAAAUUGUUGAAUUCUGCAACCACAGAAAACUUAGAUUUUAAAUCGUGCGGGGAGUCUUUGGCCGUUUUAUAUUAUAACAAUAUGGCAUGUUUGCAUUUCGCAAUGGACAAGCCAAAUUUGGCUUGUUUUUAUCUGCGAAAAGCUCUUCAUGAAAAUAAAUGCGCGGUGGAAAGUGUGCAGGUUAAAGAUAUCGAUGCCUUAUCCUCUCAACCACUGUACACGCUUGGUAGCAAUAAACACUACGAGCUGAUGUACAGUUUGGGAGUAUCGUUAUUGUACGCUGGUCAAGCAUCAAAAGCCUUCGAUUGUUUCACGGAGGCGGCACAGAGGUUUCACAAUAAUCCUAAACUGUGGCUCAGAAUGGCGGAAUGCUGUAUCUAUUGUCACAAACAUUCAAAUGAAGUCGAUUUCAAAAUUUUACGACGACGCGAGGAUUUGGUGCAGAAAGUCGUAGGUUCUGGUAUCUACAGGAAAAUCAUACUAGCCACGUCCCUUUCGGAAAAAGUCAAUUAUCAUUCUGAGGGCUUGUCCUACGCGAUUCCACAGCCCACGUUGGAAUUCGGAUCCUUAUGUCUGAAGAAUGCGUUAUUUUUACUGCCGAACAACAGCGAGCCAAAUGUACCAGCGACAACUGCCACAAAUUCACAGACAGUAUCACUGUCGUUAACACCCGGUCACAACUUAGGUGUUCAGCAUAAUACAACGCCGAUGUCCCAGGCCACGGCUAUUGAAUCUUUUAAUUUAAAAAUCAGCGUGUUGGCCGCCAGCGCAUAUAUUUCUUUGUGUCUUGGAGAUUACACGCUUGCCCUCGAGCAUGCAAAGGCACUACUGAGCUUUAACAAAUUGCCCGGUGCAUACAGAAUGUUGGGUAAUUUAUACGCCGCCGAGAGCCUGAUAUUCAUGGACAAAAUCAGCGAAGCUCUCGAAUACCUAAAGCCCGAAAAUCUUCAAGAUUUAAAUACAUUUACGACCAUACCGGAAAUCCCCGAGAAGGAUAAAGAGAAAGCGGAGGAAGUCGUGACGAAGCCUAUAAAAACGUGGUAUCCUACAACAAUUUCUACGGGUGUUGCUGUGUUACGUUACAACUUGGCCGUGGCUUACGCCAUACGUGGUGAACUAGACAAAUCUGGAGAAACUUUGAAACAGGUAUGGGUGUCGAAACCGCAAGAUUGUGAUGUACCUAUACAAGUGAUCAUGUUGGCCUUGUACAUAGAGCUGCAAUUAGGUCGUGCAGACAUCUCUAAAUCAAUAAUAAAGCAGCACUGUGUUGAUGUUGAAGGGGCUGGCGGCGAUUGUGCUCGUGAGUUCUCUGAUUUAGCGCUUAACCGUUGCCCACGCGCGUCCCAGCGAGAGAUCCGUGCCGAGGAAGCGCUCGAGCGAGCAAAGAUGGAGUUGGAGAUGCAGCAGGAGUCGAAGGACGAAAUCGGCAGCUUGCCGUUCUCGCCCCCGCCUAUGAAGAAGUCCGAGACGAGGGACAGUAUCUCCUCGGUCGACAGCGAUGUGAGCCUCUCGUUCGACCGGAGAGGCUCCAAGGGCGAAGAGGCCGACCUGUCGGACUACGACAGCGAGAUCAAGCCCACGAAGGAGCAGACCGGCGUCGACCAGGAUUCGGGUGCUGACUCCUUGGACGACUCGACGCCGGCGGACGGUCGUGAACAGCAGACGCCGUCGGAAGUUCCCGUCUCUGAGAAGGGGGCGGACGACUUCGCGCCGCCGAGCGACGACCUGGCUGACAAGAUCUGCGCUCAGGUGGAGUUCUACUUCUCCGAUGAGAAUAUCGUGAAGGACGCGUUUCUGCUGAAGCACGUGAAGAGAAACAAGGAGGGCUACGUGUCCCUCAAGCUGAUCUCCAGCUUCAAGAGGGUGAAACACAUCAGCAGGGACUGGAGGGUCGUCGGCGCGGCCUUGGCGAGGUCCAAGAAGCUUGAGGUGAAUCCGCAAGGGACUAAGUUGCGCAGAGUAGAUCCUUUGCCGCCCUUCGACCAGACCGCGCCCUCCAGGACCAUUUUGGCGGCGAGGCUGCCGCUGGAGAAACUCACGGUCGAGUCGGUCGCCGAGAUCUUCAAGCCCUGCGGCGAAAUCGCGCUGAUCAGGGUGCUCAGGCCCGGGCAUCCCGCACCCGCUGAGGUGCGGCAGGCUAUCUCGAAGAAACCAGAGCUAGCAUCCAGCGAAGAGUGCGCUAUGGUCGAAUUCACGGACUCGAGUUCCGCGCGGAUCGCCAUGCAAAUGACGACCCUGGGUGACGCCAAGGUGUUCGAGCUGCAUCAGUCAGGCGACAAGAAGAGGAAGCACCAGCCUACGAAGAAGAACGUCAUCAACAGAGUGACGAAGGAGGACAACUACAACUCGUCCAGUUGUCCGAGCGGCUCCGAGCCGGAAGAUGGGAGAGCGAGGCACAAGAAAAGUGUCCAAGGAUAUCCGAUGUAUCAUAUCCACGCGGGUUAUCCUUUCCAGGCGGGGCCACCGUCACCAGAUGCGUGGUUAUCACGGAAGCUCUCCUCCUGCUCCAUAUCCAGCUCGGACAACGGUUUCAUGUUUCGGCGCUUGUCCUCCUGCUCCGGUUCCAGCUCGGACACUGGUAGACGUUACUCCACGUGCUCGUCCUCCGGCUCCGAAACAGCCUUCUUCCAUCCGGGCUACCCGAACAACUUCUAUCAUCAUGAGAAUCGCCGUUAUUCUUGCUGCUCUUCCACCGGUUCUCCCAUGGAAUGCGGGGGAGGUUGUUAUGUCACGAGUCGUCGCGGGUCGGCCGACUACGGGCCGUUGUUGAGACGAAUGUCAACGUGCAGCCGCGAUUCCAGCUACGACAUGAACAUCCGGAGAUUGUCCUUGUGCUCGUCGGGCUCCGAGCAAAAUGGAUUCUGUCAGUCAAGGAGCAACAGCGGCAUCGCGAUGACGCAUCUGCCCGAGAACGUGACGAGAAUGCCGUCAGGACCUGACGGCACUCGCGGCUUCUUCGGCCGCUCCGCGAGGAUGCCGGUGUCCAUAGAACCCACUUGUUGAAUAUCGCCGAAGGGCUCACAUCCUCCCGCCAAUCACGGAGAUAAUCCGAUUAUGUACUUAUUAAUAUCGAUACAUAUCAAUACUUGCUCGAACUUGGUGUUAUGUCGGGUUGAGUCACAGGUGACUCCCGACGAGGACGGUAACUCUCCUUAUCGGAGAAACACAGAGCCGAGAAGCCGCCACUCUUAUCAAUCGGGGACACGAGUCGUUACUCAUAAUGACGUCGACGCGUCGGAGUAGCCACUGUUAGCCUGAUUUAAUAUCUGCACAGAAAAAAAGUACUAGAUUCAAGUAAUUACUCUAAUAUUCCUUUUCACUCGGAUCAAGUAAUACUUGAUUCAAGUAAAAAAAGUUCCAAAUAAAUUAUCCAAGUAAAAUAUAUAUAUUUA